Molecule: messenger RNA, 1605 nt
Organism: Hypomesus transpacificus
Lineage: Eukaryota; Metazoa; Chordata; Actinopteri; Osmeriformes; Osmeridae
Product: carboxypeptidase N subunit 2
Exons: 2
Coding region: 61-1605 (514 amino acids)
Cellular component (GO): plasma membrane
Molecular function (GO): protein binding
Source: RefSeq, a predicted model, not a curated record
UUGUUUUUUCUCCAUUCUUUUAGCUGGGACCUUUCUGACAACGAAGUAAAAAUUGUUAAAAUGGGCAGAAACUUUGGCAUCACACUUUGUCUGAUGCUGAAGCUCUGUUACCAGGACCACACAAUGUCUGAAACACAUUGUCCUGCACGAUGCCAGUGUUUCACACCAACUACAGCCAUCUGUUCUGAAGAGCGCAUGUUAACAAUGCCCAGGAACAUCUCGCAGGUGAGGGAGCUGGUUGUCAUGACAACAGGACUGACUUACUUGGACACAAACUCCUUUCGGGAGAACCCCAGACUGGCCAAGCUGGUCUUCCUCAACAACAUCCUUCGAGAGGUCUCGGUCAGGGCAUUCGAUCCCUUGCCGGGGCUGGAGGAGUUGGAGAUCAGUGGCAACUCUUGGCUGGAACGUUUGUACCCGGGCACGUUCAGGAAACAGGUCAACCUCACCAGACUCCUGCUCAAUUUCAACAGGUUCCAGACUGUGACUCCUGGCAUCUUUGAUUCUCUUCAGAACCUGGAAACAUUGCAGCUGAAGGGAAACCUAAUCUCCCACCUCCCCGGCCUCCUCUUCCAGAACCUCACCAGUCUCCGCUCCCUGGACCUGUCCCAGAAUGCACUCACAAGAGUGGAUAGAGAGCUUCUCACAGGCCUCACCCAGCUGGCCACCCUGAUACUGGGCUACAAUCAAAUCACUGGCCUCUCGCCAGACUCUUUUCACAAUGUAUCUCAGAUGAAAGAGCUCUACCUGGAUGGAAACAAGAUAUCAGACCUCCCCCAUGGCAUCUUUUCACAUUUAACCAAGUUAGAGGUUCUGAGUCUUUGUGGAAACUUAAUCACAAAUGUGAGUCGCAGAACCUUUCCUCUCAGCUUGAAAGAGCUGAAUCUCAACAACAACAAGUUAUCUGAGCUCUCAUUCAACCCGUUCACCAGCCUGACAGCUCUCACUCAGCUCUACCUAUCCUCCAACCGGCUGCAUGAGCUUCCAGUGGACUUGUUCCGGAACCUCACAGCCCUGCAGGGGGUCGACCUUUCUGACAACCAUCUCACCUCGCUUCCUGAGGAGAUCUUCAUGGAGUUGAGUGCCAUCAAGGUGGUCCACUUACAGAACAACAACCUGAGCUCCAUUAAGCCCCGGCUGUUUGAGCACCAGGUUCUUCUGGAGCAGCUGUACCUCUCACAGAACAACCUUCAGAAUCUCCCUCUGGGCCUUCUGGACUAUUUCCUUUCCGAGAACAUGAUAAGGUUACACGGGAACCCGUGGAAUUGUGACUGUAACAUACAAUACAUGUACGACUGGAUGGGAGAAAACCACAAAUAUGUGGAAGAUCCUAGUAAGUUGCUUUGUGCAGGCCCUGUGCCUCUGAGGGGACAAAGUCUGUCUUCUGUACACAGGGACCAGUUAGUCUGUCCCAUGCAGUGGAGCCCACAGCCCAGCCAUUGCACCCUCCACAAUGAUAAUGACACUUUGAUCAUCAAGUGUAAGGUUGAGAAAUGUUCCCCUUUGAAGCUCCAGGUUCAGUUAUAUGAGGAUGAUGGCCGUUCAGCUGAGUACAUUUUUAAGAACGAAACUUCACAAUGUAGUAACAGCACCAUAACUGUGUAG